AUGUCUCCACAUUUUCUAGAUGAGAGAGAUGCAUCGGUGCAGGCAUCAGACAGCAUUCCCACCACUAGCCAUGACGAAAUACAAGACGCAAUCGCAAUCACCGGCUUCAGCAUCGACUUUCCGCAAGCCAGCACGGCAGAUGAAUUCUGGGAGCUUCUGGCAAAGGGUCGUUCUGCUGCCCGCCACUUCCCUUCAGAGAGAUUGAAUCACGGUGCCUGGCACAAUGCCGCUGAAGGUUCACAAGGAUCUAUACGUCCACAACGAUCGUAUUUUCUGGACCGCGACAUUGGAGCGUUCGAUGCACCGUUUUUUUCCAUCACAGAAGCUGAGGCGGAAGCAAUGGAUCCGCAACAGCGUGGGCUCUUAGAAACAACGUACAGAGCGCUGGAAGAUGCUGGCAUGCCAAUUUCAACCAUCAGUGGCACCGAUGCUUCAGUCUUCACCGGCUGUUUCACUGCGGACUACUUGCUGCUUGCCGCAAAAGAUCCAGAAAGAUUGCCGAAGUACUUUGCAACGGGUUCCGCCGGUGCUAUGUUGUCCAAUCGUAUUAGCACCUUCUUCAACCUGACUGGUCCAAGUAUGACCAUAGACACCGCAUGCUCAAGCAGUCUCGUAGCUUUGGACAUGGCCUGCGAAUCUCUUCGUCGCGGUAGUUCUUCACUGGGGAUUGUUACUGGAUGCAACUUGAUCUACUCGCUUGAUUUCACCAUUGGCUUAUCAAACAUGGGAUUCCUGUCCCCCGAGGGUAUAUGCCACAGCUUCGAUGCGCGAGCCAAUGGGUACGCACGAGGCGAGGGGUUUGGUGCUCUUAUAAUCAAGCCGCUGUCAGCUGCAUUGCGAGAUGGCGAUACUAUCCGAGCCGUCAUACGUGCAACUGGAUCAAACCAAAACGGCUACACAACCUUGGCGCAUCCUAGUAAAGAUGCUCAAAUUCGGUUAAUCCAAGACACUUACCGGCGUGCCCGACUCGACAUGUCUGUAACACAGUUUAUCGAGGCACAUGGCACGGGCACGUCAGCCGGGGAUCCGAUUGAAGCAGCGGCGAUAGGUGAGGCGUUCAGAUCUUCUCCAAGGAAAUCGCCGCUUUUGGUUGGCGCCUCAAAAGCUAAUGUAGGCCAUCUCGAGGGUACUAGUGGCAUAGCUGGUGUAGUGAAAACUAUCCUAGUCCUCGAAAGAGGCAUUAUCCCUCCAAUCGCAGAUCUUGAUCAGCUCAACCCAGCGAUCGAUGACGAGUUCUGGAACCUAACCUUCCCUAUGGCAUGCGUUCCGUGGCCGACCAAGGGCCUCCGUAGGGCGUCAGUGAACUCGUUCGGUUUCGGUGGCUCUAAUGCCCACGCCGUUCUUGACGAUGCGCACCACUUUCUAGCCCAACAUGGCCUGCAAGGAAAUCAUUGUACCUCUACAUCUCCACCCGGUAACGCGGAUAUAGAUCGCUCCAGCCAAUUACCCUCAAUGGUUUCCACAAAUCGUACGAUGUCAGUAGAGCGUCCUCAGUUGUUUGUCUGGUCAACAGCGGAUGAGAAGGCCAUAUCGAGGCUUUUGGAACUAUAUCAUUCGCAUUUAGAAAACAUGACGACGAGCCACGCACAGAAGGAGAUUUACAACCUGUCGCUUGCAACAACCCUAAGCGACAGAAGAAGUAUUUUGCCAUGGAAAAGCUUUAUCGUUGCCAACAAUAUGGAUGAGCUAAUCAAAGCGACCGAGACUGUGCCGGUAUCGGUUAAGUCCAAGCCGAAUGCGCAACUUGGUUUUGUAUUCACUGGCCAAGGUGCCCAAUGGGUUAACAUGGGUGCAGAACUUCUACUUUAUCCAACCUUUCGACAGCGUUUGUUGCAAGCGGAACAAUAUCUGCAAGCACUUGGUUGCUCGUGGCAAAUUAUCGAUCUCAUCGGCAACCACGAAGCCUCUAGCACUGGCGAUAUUCAUGAUGCUCAAUUUGCUCAGCCAUUGUGCACAAUCCUGCAGAUGGCGCUUGUAGAUCUGUUGCAGACUUUCAACAUUACACCCUCGGUUGUACUCGGCCACUCCAGUGGAGAAAUAGCGGCAGCGUACGCAGCAGGUGCAAUCUCGUGCGAAUCUGGCUGGAAACUGGCGUACUAUCGUGGAACACUGUCCUCCGAGCUCUCGAAGAAAAGCUCUGUGUCAGGUGCCAUGAUGUCCGUCGCGCUCAAUCAUGAUGUAGCAACAUCAUACAUGAAGACCAUUGCCCCUUCCACUGGGUCUAGAUUUCUGUGCGUGGCUUGCAUCAACAGUCCUAGCAACGUUACAAUCUCUGGCGACACUUCGUCAAUCCAACGAUUGAAGCUAUAUCUGGACCAAGAGGGUGUCUUCAAUCGUGUAUUGACUGUACCGGUGGCAUAUCACUCGCCGCAGAUGGAAGGUAUAUCCUUGGCCUACGAAAGAGCUAUUAGUCCGCUUGGCAACGAAAAAAAGGACGGUCGAGGAUGCCCCAUGAUCUCUACUGUGACGGGAAAAAGGAUCUCCCCAGCGGAGCUCCUUCGCCCAUCUUACUGGGUCGGCAAUAUGGUGUCCCCGGUCCGAUUUGCGGAUGCUAUCGAGACAUGCUGCAUUCCUUCAGGCCGUAGAGCAACCAGGAAGAUUGAUCUCAGCCACCGUAAUACAGUUUGUGCAACAGAGUUGCUGGAGAUUGGACCACACUCUGCAUUGCAAAGCUCCAUUCGGGAAAUCCUAAUUGACGCACCAGGCGGAAAGCCGGUUGGUUACGCAUCUCUGCUCAUCCGUCACAAGCAUGCAAUAGUCACCUUAAUGAAUGCCCUCGGCAGAUUAUACUGCUUGGGGUACCUACUGGAAGUUACGCAGCUAAACGCGAUUGGAGAUAAACCUCAGCGGCAGGCAGUAACGCUACCCGGUUUGCCACAGUAUCCUUUCGACCACUCGAAAACCUACUGGACCGAGUCACGGAUCAGUAGGAAUCUGAGGUUCCGGACGCACGGUUCGAACUCUUUGAUCGGUGCACCGGUAAUGGAUGGGAACCCUCUGGAACCCCGUUGGCGUAAUUUCCUUAGCGCGUCACCAACCUCGAUGUGCGCUUGGGUCCGUGAUCAUAAGAUCAACGGUACCGUAUUGCUACCAGCUGCUGGCAUGAUGGUAAUGGCAAUCGAGGUUGUUUCUCAGAUUCUAGAAAGCGGUCCGCUACCAAUCGUCGCCUAUGAGAUCAGGAACGCAAAGUUCCUCUCAGCCUUGGCGGUUCCUCUAGAGGAAGAGGGAAUCGAAACGCACAUCUGUCUUAGACAUGCAGCCGACUCAUUACACCCGGGGUUCGAGUUCUCCAUAUGCACGCGUGGAGAUUCAUCUACGCUAGAGAUCUGUCGGGGACAUGUUCACGCAAUCUUUGACGACCGAAACUCAACCUCUAUUGAAGACGCCCAUGAAACCGCUGAGGCAGCACGCAUGAUCUCAACGAAAGUCGAGGACUUCUUACGGCAGUCUCCAAAAGAAGACAGUGGACAAAAAUUGUACAGUCGUUUGUAUAAUCUAGGCUAUCACUUCGGUGAGAGCUUUCGACGCAUUCAGAAUAUACACUACGACGAUGGUGUCAUUCAUCCAGCAACUCUAGACGGAAUACUGCAAAUGAUGCUUCCAGCUGCGACCUUAGGUGGCAACCGCGACAUCAGUACCACCGUUCCGACGCGGAUAGUCCGACUUCGAAUCUUCAAAAACGACCGUUUGCAUAACGCCAGUCACAUCUCUCCACUUCAAGCUCACGUCUCUUUGCAUCGAAUCAAUUCUCGUACGAUAUCUUCAAGAAUCAACGCCUACGAUCCGGACAGUGGUACCCUGGUGGUAACCGCAGAUGGAGUUGAAGCUACUGCAGUGACUGAUUCUGAUUUUGAUCACGCAGACCAAGAAAAGGCUCGGAGGCUAUGCUUUGAUCUGAAAUUCCGACCAGAUAUUUCUCUCUUAAACAAGACAGAGCUCGAAAAACUUCUUUCGGAAGCUCGCCCUACGUGCCCUGAUCCUACCGAAUACUGGCGAGAUAUUAUGACCUUUAUCUCUGGGAUCAUGCGAAAAGCAUCGCAAGAAGUCUCACCUUCAGACGUGGCGUCACAAGCACCACAUCUGAGGAAACACUUCGCAUGGAUAACCGAGCACCCCGCGAGUAAGAUGGAAAGUGACGUCGCGCUUGAUGAGCUACAUGUUCGCAUUCGGAGCCACGGACGAUUAGGAGAGAUCUACAGCAAUUUUGGGCAGUACUUGAACCAGAUUCUCAAGGGCGAGCGUGAUGCCCUUGAGAUUUUGAGCGGCGACAACGUCCUACGAGACUAUUAUGAUGUUGCUAGAGAUUCAUGGAAAUUCAUGUCACCUAUGAAGACCUACAUCGAAUUAUUAUCGCACAAGAACCCAGCAUUGAAGAUCCUUGAGGUUGGCGCAGGUACUGGCUCUACAACCAAGCAUAUUUUGGAGGCACUUGCUGCGUCAACGUCACACGGCAUCUCGGCAAGGUUCUCACAAUUCGAUUUCACGGACAUAUCCCGCUCUUUCCUCGCAAAAGCGGAAGACGAGUUCAGAGAGUAUCCAAAGAUGAGAUAUGGCAUUCUCAAUGUUGAGGAAGACCCGUCUGCGCAGGGUUACGAACCGGAAUCUUACGAUCUCGUCGUCGCAGCAAAUGUUCUUCAUGCGACUAAGUCGCUAGACGUCACACUUAGCUCGUUGAGGAAAGUGUUGAAAAAGAACGGGAAGCUUGUACUCAUUGAGAUUACGGAACCGGAGUUCAUCGCUGCGCCGAUCAUCUUUGGGUGUCUAUCAGGGUGGUGGCAGAGCACAGAUAGUUAUCGGACCCAAAGUCCUUGCAUAUCAGCGCAACAAUGGGAUCAGGUUCUGAAACGCAACAACUUCUCUGGCGUCGAUAUCCUCUCCCGCGAUCAUGAUAACUCUUACCACAACGUCAGUCUAAUGAUCUCAACGGCUAUUAGCUCGGCAACCCCCAUCAAUAUUGCAACAGCUAGCGAACUUACUCCAGUUACUGAGCUCGAGUCAGCGACGAGGCUAGAGCUACAAUCAACAAUAGCCGUUGACAAUCGAUUCACGCGUAUAAUUGGAGGUCUCGAUACUUCAUAUGACAGCGGUCUGGCCCAGACUGUGAAAGAGCAAAUUGGGAACUCUCAAGUUGUCAUUGGAUCUUUCCGAGACGCCGCCAGUACCUCUGACUUGAGCGACUGCCUCGUCAUUGUUGCUUAUGAACCGCCUUGGCAGCAACUAGACCAACUGUCAGAUGAUCAGUUCUGUCACUUCCAAACGGUGCUUACAAGAGCGAAAGCACUUCUAUGGAUUUCUGAGGCUACCGCUUCAGAUAUAAACUGCCCACAGCAUGCAAUGAUAACUGGCUUUGCGAGAACUCUGCGUACGGAGAGAACUGGCCUUAUCUUCACACAUCUGAUAUUGAGCGGCGAAGGCGAAGACUCUCGGAGACGACAUAUCUCUCAAGCUCUCGAGAAUACGCUAGUUGGCAUCAAAACUGGGGCUUAUGAGCCUGAGCUAUCAGUAUCCAAUGGUUUGCUUACGAUUCCACGUAUCUACGAAGACGACGACCUCGACCAGACUGUUUACAGUAUGACUGUACCUCAACCCCAGGAAACGCAUUGGGGGCAUCGAGACCUUACCCUGCAAAUCAAAUCACCCGGGUUGCUGGAUUCACUAUACUUUGCUGAGUUGAGUCAAGAUGCCUCAGUUCUCGCACCUGACGAAUUAGAAGUCGAGGUCAGAGCCACUGGCGUCAAUUUCAAAGACGUGCUUGUCGCAAUGGGACAGGUCAACGACAGCACUUUCGGCACUGAGUGUUCUGGGGUCGUGCUCCGAGCCGGUAAUCAGUGCAAUGCCAGGCCCGGAGAUCGCGUUGUAGUCUGCCACUUAGAUGCGUUCCGACGAACAAUUAGGUGCAGGGACUUUGCCGUCGCUCUCGUGCCAGAGAAACUGUCCUUUGCCGAAGCAGCAUCAAUUCCAACGAACUUUAUUACAGCUUAUCGGGCGUUGUUCGACACAGCACGGCUACAGUCCGGGGAAACCGUUCUGAUCCACGCGGGGGCAGGCGGAACGGGGCAAGCGGCGAUUCAGGUCGCUGAGUACCUUGGUGCUAUCGUCUUUACUACUGUUAGCUCCGAGAGUAAGAAGCAAUUGCUGAUGCAGUUGUACCAGAUUCCGGAAGAACAUAUCCUAUAUAGCAGGGACUUAUCCUUCGCCAAGGCCAUCCAACGUCUUACCAAGGGCAAAGGAGUUGACGUCGUUUUGAACUCCCUGUCUGGGUCCAGUCUCUUGGCUUCCUGGGAGUGCAUUGCGCCUUAUGGCCGUUUCAUUGAGAUCGGCAAACGCGAUAUUCUAGAUCGUCGUAACCUCCCCCUGGCUCAGUUCGAGAGAAAUGUGACAUUCAGCGCUAUUGAUAUUGCUGCAAUGGCAACAGAGCGUCCGGAUCUAGUAUCUCGGAGUCUUGCCAACGUAUUGCGGUUAUUCGAAUGCGGUGCGCUUAGGGUUGUGCGUCCCUUCAAGACAUUUCCAAUUGCUCGGGUAGAAGAGGCAUUUAGAUAUCUUCAGACGGGAAAAAACUCUGGAAAGGUCGUUGUUGAGAUGACGCCUUCUAUGCAAGUCUCGGCUUUGGUACCAGCUCGAACUAUGUGGACGUUGAAUGCAAAGAGCACAUACGUGAUUGCUGGCGGUUUAGGCGGCCAAGGACGGAGCAUAGCCAAGUGGUUAGUAUCGAGGGGUGCACGCCAUCUGCUUCUCCUUUCGCGCCGUGGUUCAAGCAGUACUGUCGCCAUCAAGUUUGUCGAGGAGAUGAAGGGCAUGGGCGUUACCGUCUCCGCGCCGACCUGCGAUAUCACCAACCGAAACGCGCUGAGCAAAGUGCUGGGCCACUGCGCGCGGUCGAUGCCACCUAUCAAGGGCUGUUUCCAGUCUUCGGCGGUUUUCCGAGAUACUUAUUUCGACAAAAUGACCUGCAACGAAUGGAAUGAGGCUCUCCUGCCCAAGGUCACUGGGUCCUGGAAUCUCCACUCCCUCCUACCCCAUGAUAUGGACUUUUUCAUUUUUCUCUCCUCUCUCACCGGCAUAAUUGGCUCUCAAGUUCAGACCAACUACGCAGCGGGAAACACUUUCGAAGACGCGCUGGCUCAAUACCGUGUCUCCAUCGGCCAGAAGGCAACAUCGAUAGAUCUGAGUGCGAUGCAGUCCGAAGGUGUCCUUGCCGAUCAUCGCGAAGUCUUCGAGCAGAUUGUCAACGUCAAGCAACUACUUCCAAUGUCCCAGGAAGAGCUCUUCGCCAUCCUGUCUCAGUACUGUCAACCGACAAUGACUCGGGCUCAAGUCAUCACUGGCCUGGAGCUACCAGCGUCCGUCGCGGCGAAAGGCGCACAAGAACCGGCUUGGAUGAGCCAGCCGAUGUUCAGCAUCCUGCAUCAACUGUCGCCCACGACUACCUCGGCAAACACGUCAGAUUCGAGUGCCACGGCGCAGGAUACUAACACACUGCUACAGAGUGCUGAGUCGCCAGAGCAGUUGACAAAUGUGCUUUUGGCCGCUCUCAGGCAAAAACUGUCAAAGUUCCUUUCCAUAACAACUGAGAACUUCGAUGUGGACAAACCUUUGCACUCGUACGGCGUGGACUCGCUGAUCGCAAUGGAGCUGAGGAAUUGGUUUUUGAAGGUGCUAAAAGUUGAGGUUUCGGUGUUUGAGGUGCUGGGUGGGAGUUCGACACGAAGUCUGGCAGCGACGGUUGCGCAGAAAAUUGAGCCGGGCAGAGACGACGUUGGUCCGUAG
Molecule: messenger RNA, 7767 nt
Organism: Mytilinidion resinicola
Lineage: Eukaryota; Fungi; Ascomycota; Dothideomycetes; Mytilinidiales; Mytilinidiaceae
Product: putative polyketide synthase
Exons: 10
Coding region: 1-7767 (2588 amino acids)
Biological process (GO): secondary metabolite biosynthetic process; fatty acid biosynthetic process
Molecular function (GO): oxidoreductase activity; phosphopantetheine binding; 3-oxoacyl-[acyl-carrier-protein] synthase activity
Source: RefSeq, a predicted model, not a curated record